Molecule: messenger RNA, 897 nt
Organism: Centrocercus urophasianus (Greater sage-grouse)
Lineage: Eukaryota; Metazoa; Chordata; Aves; Galliformes; Phasianidae
Exons: 5
Coding region: 1-897 (298 amino acids)
Molecular function (GO): protein binding
Source: RefSeq, a predicted model, not a curated record
AUGAACAGAAUCCCCCUCAACUGCAUGAAUCGUUUUUACUUUGCAGUGCCAGUGUUCAUUAAAGUUGAGAAUGUGACUGGGGAGGCAAUACAACUUAGCUGGAACUCAGAGGAUGGCAAGAGAGACAGUCUCUACACAGUCUUCCUCAUGGAUGGAAUCCAAGAAAUAAAUAAAACUACUACAAAUGAGGCAACAAUAAUAUUUAAAUAUCUGCUUCCUGGUCAUGUAUACACAAUAUCUGUGGAAGUAUUAUCUUGUGCUGAGAAUAGCAGAUCUUCAGUGAAUGUCCGAACAGAUACUGUUUCCUGUUUCAACAGAACUGAUUUUUGCCUAUCACAGAAUCAUGGUUGUCCAGACUUAAAAUAUAUUAUAUGCUCAAGCUACCAAUCCUUUGCCUGCAGAGCUUUGUUAAAAAACCAGACAUUUAACAAUUCCCUUUAUGACAUUGAUAGUGGAGGCUACAACGCGAUGUCUGAAAGUAUCAAAACAGAAAUUGUUUCAGAAAUGCGCAUCAAAUUGAAAGAUGAUCAUUUUGAUAUUAUGGUGCUUGGAUUCAGACCGGGGAGUGUGAUUGUUGAUUUUCUUUCUGUACUGCAAAAACAAGAGCCUGUUGAUGUGGAUAUUGUGCAGGAAUACCUAAGCCAAAUAUUAAAGAGCAAGUUUGGUGAUCAAACUGAAGUAACAGUACAAUCUCUGUCUACUGGACAACUUCUUCCAUCAACUGAAAGAAGUUCUUCCUGGAAAGUGGCAGUGAUUGUCCUUGGAGUUUUAUUUGGAGUUGCACUAGUGCUGAUUUUUCUUCUAAUAUUGGUUUAUAUUUGGAAGAAGAAAAGAUCAGGUAAAUACCUGGUUGAACCUACAGGACUCCUGGGAAAUUUUGUCUACAAGCACUUGUAA